Paramecium primaurelia is the source of this 583-nucleotide messenger RNA. The record is from the annotation of a GenBank genome assembly. Lineage: Eukaryota; Ciliophora; Oligohymenophorea; Peniculida; Parameciidae.
AGUUUCCAAAAUGGUAUGGAAUGAUUCCAUCUUAAUCUAUAUAUAAUCCUAAAUCAACUAUUGAAGGAUUUAAAGCUAGUUUGAUUACUAAUAGAAUAUAUGAUCCUACAUAUUGUCCAGAAUAAGAUUUAUUUAAGAGAUUAGAAGAUAAUGGUUUUAUUUCAGAUGUAAUACCAUUUCCACAUUCUGACAAACGUAGAUAAUAAAUAGUUGUUUAAUCUUAUUCUCUUGCUUGGAAGAAACAUUCAAAUAAAAAAUCAGAUUAAGAAAUUGAAAAACUUAAUUAAUUAUAUAGUUUCUUAUAAAAAGAUUAAAAGGAUUAUCAUCAUGAUUCAAGUGAUUUAUUCAUUGCCAAUCUAUUGAAUUUGAAUGCAGAAUUGAAAUCUAAAUCAUUACCUGAAAUUUCUGAUUUUGUAUUUAAUAUGAAAAUAUGGGAUAAAUUAAUAUAAGAGAGAUUAUCAUCCAAAAAUCAACUAAACCUUCUGGUAUAUAUUUAUAAAGGGAUCCAGAAGUGUUAUUGAAUGAGCAAAUAAAAUAAUAUAAUCCAUUUUUAACAACUCAAUAUUUAAAAAAGAAAUUAUAA